UUUUUAAAUAUUCUUUUUUAGAUUAAGCAUAUGAUGGCUUUCAUCGAACAGGAGGCCAACGAAAAGGCUGAAGAGAUUGAUGCUAAAGCCGAAGAGGAGUUCAACAUUGAAAAAGGGCGUUUAGUACAACAACAACGUCUUAAAAUUAUGGAAUAUUACGAAAAGAAAGAGAAACAAGUUGAAUUACAAAAAAAGAUUCAAUCAUCCAAUAUGCUUAAUCAAGCCCGUUUAGAAGUUCUGAAAGUGCGCGAGGAUCACGUAGCUAGUGUUUUAGAAGAGGCACGUAAACGACUCGGUGAAAUCACUAAAAAUAAAGCGGAAUAUAAACAAGUCUUGGAGAAGUUAAUCUUACAAGCCUUGUUUCAAACGAUGGAACAAAAUGUCAUCCUACGUUGUCGUCAGGCAGAUGUCGAUCUCAUUAAAGAAAUCUUGCCAUCUGUCAUUAAUAAUUAUAAAGAAAUUAUAGGAGAUGAUAUCGAAAUUGCCGUUGACAGGGAAAAUCAUUUAUCUUCCAAUUUGUGUGGUGGCAUUGAAAUAAUUGCUUUAAAUGGGCGUGUAAAGGUGCCAAACACGUUGGAAUCGCGGUUGGAUUUGAUUGCGCAGCAGUUAGUGCCCGAAAUACGUAAUGCUCUGUUUGGCCGUAACGUCAAUCGAAAAUUUGCGGAUUAAGUAUCUCGUUUACUUGUUUGCUUUUUUUAAAUUGAUUUUCUUCGUUUUUCUGGAACACUACAAAAAUUUUAUUUUGAAAAAUUUAAUAGAAAACAAACGAAAAAAAGAGAAAACAGCCAACAAAAUGGCUAAUGCUCCUAGCAAAAAAUUAAAUAAAAAAAAAAACUAACCUCAGCAAUAACUAAACAGGUGUAAUAAUAACAAGGAACCGAACACAUAACAAAAACCCUGUAAUUAUCUAAAAUUUUGUUUUGGAAGUAUGUUUGAAAUUUUUGAAUGCAGUUUUCUCACUUCAUCCAAACACACGCAUUUGCUAUUUUUAAAGCUAUAAUGAACGCAAAAGUACCGAGAUAUAAAAAUAUGGAAACAGUAAUGCACAAUAAAUAAUGUAUACAUACUUAUAAAUUAACAAAAGUGGAAAACAUUUAGGUGAAAUAUUUGCAUAUACAUAUGCAUGUUUGUUUCAAUUUAAUCCUACCAAUAUACGUAUAUGAUGCUUGUGUUGAAGAAUUAAUUGUUGUAAAUAUAAGAAGGAGAGAAAGUAUUUGUUUUUUCGAAAGUAAGCUUGUAAAAGCGAUAAAUUUUAAAAUAAUAAAAUUGAUAAGCACAUAUAUAUAUACAUACAUAUGCUUAUCAGUUUUAUUUUAUAAUUACAAAUUAUGUUCAAAAAUUCUUACAUUCCUGUACAAAGUUAUCUAAAUUACUGUAUAAAGUUUAUUAUUAUGUUACAAUGAAAAAGUAUAGAAAGAUCUUGUUUUGCUUUCUCGAUAUGUAAACCUUUUUUAUUAUCACUUUUUAAAUUAAUCCUAAAGUUCAGCUGUGUCCUCACGCACCCUUUAAAAUAUGUAAAGUAAAACUGCCAACUUAAAAAUUUUGCACAAAAAAAAAACGAUUAAGGAAUAGGUUGUCGAUGUUAAAACUUUUUUAAGUGUCAGCAUCCUUUAGAUUUUUAUUACUGAAAUUUAAGAGAAUAUUUAUUCCACUAAUUAAGAUCUAAAGACUUCUAAAAGCAAAAUCGCCAACCUAUUUAAAUGGAAAUAUUCAUUCCUAUAUUUUGACCGUAGCAACCUAAGGGUAAGGGCGGAUGUAAAUUAUCCUUGUCUUUAAAGGCAACUGUCUAGUACUAGUUGUCCCUAACCAAAAAAAAAGGAAUGAGCUUUGUCACUUUAAAUUCAGAAACUGGGGUAAUUAUUGUUUUUUUUUUUU
Glossina fuscipes is the source of this 1875-nucleotide messenger RNA. It is a transcript of the gene Vha26, whose product is annotated as V-type proton ATPase subunit E. Bases 31 to 669 code for a protein of 212 amino acids. Gene Ontology annotation, cellular component: proton-transporting two-sector ATPase complex, catalytic domain. The transcript has 3 exons. Gene Ontology annotation, biological process: proton transmembrane transport. The record is from RefSeq and is a predicted model, not a curated record. Gene Ontology annotation, molecular function: proton-transporting ATPase activity, rotational mechanism. NCBI's taxonomy places the organism in Eukaryota, Metazoa, Arthropoda, Insecta, Diptera, Glossinidae.